Messenger RNA from Phyllotreta striolata, 2283 nucleotides. The record is from the annotation of a GenBank genome assembly. Lineage: Eukaryota; Metazoa; Arthropoda; Insecta; Coleoptera; Chrysomelidae.
AUGAACGUUGACAAUUUCGAACCGAAAAUCUACUCCACGAUGAAACGCAACGACAACAACUCCAAUCAACACACGAGCACGCAAGAUGACUGCUUAUUGAAAUACCUCAAACCUAACUUAAGCCACAUGGACAGCCAAAUAUCCCUUCCUAACGAAAGUACAAUCAGCGAAAGUGAUUUGCUAUCACCGAAUUACUCGUCUACGCCUCGUUCCUCGAAUUCCCUUUUGCACAGCUCGUUUGCUCAGAUUUCGCGCAAGCUAGGCGACAUGAGCGUGAAUAUCGAUGAUGUCGUUAGCGAUGUUCACAAGGCAUUGAGGAGCAACAGCUCGAACAUUAGAUCUUUCUCUUUAGACGAAGGAUUCAUACCCGGAGAAGAAGCCGCCAGCGCCCUAUUGGCCGACGAAUUAUCCUGGCUGGAGAAAUACGAACUACCCUGUAACAAGGAUUACAAUGAGAAGGACUUUACUCAAACGAGUGUAGCUGAAGAGUUAUCGAUCGGUGGUUAUUUUAGAAACAAUUGUAACAAUUUAAAUUCUUUUUUUAAAACUAGUGAUGCUAGCGCGGAUGUCACCAGGGAAUCACUAAAGGAGCUGCCUGUGAUAGAAAGUGAUAAUAGUAAAAAAAGUCUGACUGCAACAACUAUUGCAAAAUUAGUAGCUUCAGAUGACUCCGUGCAAACUAUACUCGAUAAAUUGCAUAAAAUGGUGGAAACGUCCAAUAAGAAUCAACCUACUUCUAACGAUCGUAGCGAAAAUAAAGAAAACAUCGAUGCAAUUUCGAGUUCUUCCGGCGAUUCUUCGAGUACCCUACAAAGUAAACGAUCUGUGGAAUUAAGACUACCUUCGGAUACUUCACUAUCAGCUUCCGACGUGCCCACGAGAGACACCAAUUCGAAAAACACAUUAGAUAUUUCCUCGAGGCCUUCUUCGAGAGCUUCGAGCGCGAUGACUUCCUUACCCAACGAUAAACUACCUUUAGAAACGUCGAAAUGCAACGUAGUUUGGGGUUGCGUUAAACUCGGCAAAAGCGUUACCAAGGAAUUCGUGAUCAGAAACAGAUCCUCCAAGAAGCUCCACUUGCAGCUGAGCAUGCAAAAUCGACAAUUCAGACUCAGAAAAGACUGCAGCAACGAUAGCGAGCCUUUGAACAGCAUGAAAAUGUCGCUGCACGCGCACGAAUCGAAAUCCGUCAUAGUAUCAUUCAUUCCGAAGGAAAUCGGAGCGGCUUUGGGCGAAUUGUAUUUCACCUCGUUACAUCCCCAAUUUAUCCAAACUAAAAAGCAGUGCGUCAAAUUGUUCGGGUACGGUGGAUUGGUGAAAGUGGACUUUCAGAAUUUAACUCUCUACAACGCCUGCAAAUUCGUGCACUCCAUCGGGAAAUUGGACAAUAAAAGCGUCGUCACGUCGAAUUUUUUCGCAAAAAACAACGGAAACUUACCGGUGUUCAUACACAUAUCGAUAAACUCGCUGAAAUCGAAUUUAAGCGUCAAUCCGAGCUUCUUUGUGCUAUUGCCCGAAGAGAAGAAGACGAUUACGAUAAACUACAAGCCUUCGAACGACGAUUUCAAAUCGCUGAAUCAAUCCGUGCAAAGUUCCAUCAUCGAUUUGGGCAGUUUGAAUGUUAUAUUCGGAUCGGAAGCCGAUAGAGGGAGGAUGAGAAAAAUUUGCGAGACUUGCGCGCAAAACGGCUGCGAAAUACCUGCCGUAGCGAAUAUACUCAAAGAACCAAUCGACGGAGAAUGCAUCCCGGUCGAUCUCUUUAAAUACAAAGAGCCACCGGAACACAUACACGAUCUCAUCAAGUACUUAAAACACUAUCAAGUCAUGUUGACGCUCGAAAGAGACUUGGAACAAACCAUUAUUCAACAGCUAUCGGACGAAACGGUUAUGUACCAGUCGCUUUGCCAAGACAAUACUGUAAUAUUUAACAAAACCAGCGCUCAAAAUUGCCGCGUCUCGCCCACUACGAUAUUUUUUAUACUUCCGUACAAAAGCGAAGACUCUUUAUACUUGCAUUCCCAAAGCUUGGCGCCCCUUAAUUUCAAAGUGUGCUGUGAACAUCAAGAGAUAGAAUUGAAGCCAAGGGAAGGUAGGAUUAAACCUAACGGUACUGUGAUUAUUCAUGUCAAAUAUCUAUCGGCUUCGAUUAGCAAGAAAAAGGAUUACAAAAUUUUAGUUAUAGCCGAACAGGACAUAUUCGAAGUCGAUGUGAACGUCGAGUUUCUCGAAACUAUGAAGAACAAAAAGAAAUCCGUGUUGUCCGGUUUGAAUUGCUCUGGUUAA